AUUUCGCUCAGAAUUUUCCGAGCAGCGGUCCCGAACGGUCGUCGUUUGGUUGGGUCGUUUGCCGCGUUGCGCGAGUCAAAAUUUUCCACCAUUUUCCAUCAUAUUUUUUUGGUUUCUUCGAAAAGAUGUAAAGCACGCGAUAAAACGGCAAUUUCGGGGAGUGAUUGAGAGUGUUAAGUGGUGAUUUGAUUAGUGCGCUUCGAUUAGUGGAUAAGAAUCGACAUAAUUUCAAAUUAGUGAAAAUUUGUGAAAUUGAGAAGAAGAAAAAACCGGCUUAGGGAAAAUCAGAGCUGGUCUUGUGUGUAUGCGUGAGCAGUCGACCGAUAGAGAGUUUAUUUUUAAUCGUAAAACAGUGUGUGACUUUGAGUAACCGUUGUUCGGUGACGUCACAAAGUUCGUGACUUCGCGGAUUUAAAAGAGAGAGAGAGAGUUUCAACCAUGGAUCAGCAGCCCAAGUCAGACGUCCCAGCUGUGGUGGCCCGUAGACGUCGCAAGACGGCCCGUCAGCUGCGUGAAUCAACGCCGGAUCCGUCCCGGGAUGGCGCCACCGGCGAUGGUUCCGCCAGCCAGAGUCAGGCCUCGGACGACCAGAGUGGCUCCGAAGGAAAGGGCUCGCUCAGCAGCAGCGGCGGAAGCGGCGUCAAAAAGAGCUUCAUCGAACGAGCCAUGGACUACAGCAGCCACCGGAACAAGAUCCUCGCCAGGAAGGACAAAAAACUCGCCACAAUGACGCCCCGGAGCCGGUCCGUCCCGCGGGAAGUCGAGGUCGAAUCGGUGCCAAGCAGUCCGGAGAUCUUUUCGCUGCUGCGACGUGCCAAGAAAAGUUUGACCGGGUCGCGCAGCAAACCCAAAACCGACGACUCCAGUGAUGGUGGCAAGGUCUCGGACACCGAGGUGCGCAAACGUCGCGAACGCAUCGAGCGCUACCAAUCGGAACGGGGCAAGAACACUUCCACCGGCGAAGCUGGCGCUGGCGAUUCUCCUGCGGCCACCAACUUGUCCCGCUUCAACGAGGAACGACGCAAGUUUGAGCUGGAGAAGCUCAAGUUCUUGCAGGAAAAGCGAGAGUUGGAUCGGAUGAGGUUGAGGCGGUUCGAGAAGUACCGGGAGGAGCUCCUCGAGGAGCAGCGCAAGAAGCUCCAGGUUGAGCUGCGGAACCGCGAGCGGGAUGAGCGUUCCAAGAGUAUCGAAGCUCCCGUGCUUCCACCGAUCCCUCCCACGCGGUCAAAGACGCCGGUAUCACCUGGGCCGACCAAGAAGUUGUUGCUGGUAGUGCCGAAGACUUCCAGCGCAUCGGCUUCGAGCAGCGAGGACGAGGCUGAUCACAACACGAGCGAUGAGGAGAAGAUGGCAACGAUUCGGAGGAGGUUUUCACCGAGGAAGCCGAAACGGCCAAAGUCGGGCAAGGCUGAGCCGGUGAGGCAGCUACCGAGGACGCCGGAGCUGGCUACGUCUCCCGAGCCGGAGUCGGAGCUUCCGUCGGACUUUCCGCCGGAGGCGGAGGAGCCGACCUCGCCGGAAGUGGUUGUGGUGGAACCAGUCGUGAAGCAGGUGGUUAUUCCAGAGAAGGUCGAACCGGAGAUGGUGCUGACGCAGAGGAAGGUCGUGAAGCAGGAUGAGAAGGAAGAUAAGAAGGAUGGCGUGGUGGAGGAGAAGAAAGUGGGAGAUGUAACAGAGAGCAAAGAUGAGAAGAACGAUGAGAAUAAGGAACUGUCCGUAGUGGAUGAGAAGAAGGUGGAAGGACCGAAGGAGAAGAAACGAAGACGAGCGCUGCUGGUCUACGUGGAGAAGGAUGGGGAUAAGUUCAGUUGGUCGGAGAUUCUGGGCGAAAUGAAAGACUUCUGGUUGGACUUUAUCGACGACAAUCCGUUAGAGAUUCAUAGGAUGCGUCUCCAGGUGAACGAGUGCUGCUUUUACUUUGGGGUGAUGGUGUUGCUUUGCGGCGUCGGAGGGAUCAUCUUCCGGGUCACGGAAGGAACCUUUGAGUCGCAGUACAAGUGUGGCGUGAAGCGCGUCAAGCGUGACUUCAUCGAUCAUCUCUGGUUGUCCAGUCAUAAUCAGAAGGAAGAAGACUGGAAGGCGACGGCUAGGGCUAGGCUGCGCAAGUUUGAGGAGGAACUGCAGGUCGCUUUUGAGGCAGGAAUGAAAACCUACAGCGGUAACACGGCGUGGAACUUUGUCAACGGUGUGAUCUACUCGCUGACUGUGGUGUCGACAAUUGGUUAUGGCCAUAUUACGCCUUCCACGACAACGGGCAGGGCGUUAACGAUAGUGUACGCCAUUAUAGGGAUACCGAUCUUCCUGAUAGUUUUGGCAGAUUUUGGCAAGCUGUUCACCAGAGGGAUCAAGUUCUUGUGGGCGUACGUAAGGCGGUUGUAUUAUACCGGAUCGUUCCGGAAGGUGCGGAAGACGUCGCAAGUCCAGAGUGAGUUGAGCUUCCGAACGGAGGUUCUGGUGUUGCUGGCAGGCCCCAAGGCUCCGGACGAGUCGUCCUACUCGAACCUGGGGACGCGAUUGACGGCCUUUGUGUCCCCGCCCAGCGGUGGCGAGUGCUAUCGAAAUGAGGAAAAUCUGCGACCGUGCUGUGUUGCAGCAACUCCUACCGCCCCAUCGUCGUCGUCGUCGUCGUCGGUAGCGCCACCACCGUCAAGCGAUCGAUAUUCCUCCACUAGCUCAGCUCCCACGUCUAUUAUCGGCUAUCCUGAUAACAGAAAUGCACCUCAUCACCGGUCGAUGUCGCCCAGUUCCCGGACCCGCUACCCGGUUCCCGAAAGGUUUCGUGACCCUCCGCCAGCACCGAAAACCGAUCAGUACGGAAACUAUCUGAUCAACAAUCCUCCCCCGCUGAUGACCAACUCCGAGAGCUACAGCUAUCUCACUUCCACUGUACAUACACCCGUGAAGCGCUACAUCCCGACGCCGCCACCACCGGAGAACUACCACCAGCAGGACAUGGGCUUGGGACCAACGCUGAUGGCCGGCCUAAUCGCGUCCAAGGGCGGCAUCAACAUCAUCAACCAAUCGACAUCGCGGACUCCCGUCGUCAGUACCCUGCCCUACAGGCUCAAGGUAGAACCCAAAUCAUCCCAAGUUCAGCACUUGACCGCCGAAGACGCCACAGACCAUUACGCCACACCACCUCGGGCAAGACCCGUCAAAUGCCAACAGCCACUGUGCACCUUUGCUCAAUCGGCAACUCUCGGACGACAACCGCGUCAACUCUGCCCCGGCACCCAGGAGUACUCCCUGCUACGCACACCCACUCCCGUAAGUAUCAUGAGCGAACCGAUGAACGCCGCCAAUCCUACCGACGAAGACAACUGCUACCACUGUAGCAGCUUACGUAGAGCCACCGGAGUCCACCAAACCACCCAAACAUCCGGACCGAUCAGCCCCCAACCACUCUCGAUCUCCUCCGUCUCCAUGUCCGAGAUGGAACGUCAGUCUCCGAUGAGCCCACCGUCUAUCGUGUCGCACACUUCCUACUCCCACAACCACCACCCGCUGGUCACCGGAGACGACGUCGCCCGCAACGCUUCCUCCCUGAUCAUCUCCCAAUCGCACACGCUCAACAGCUCCUGUAGCAACCCCUCCAUCAUUAUCCAGUACCAGCAGCAGCACAUCCAGCACCAACAGAUCCAACAGCAGCCUCUCUACCAACAGCUCCAACAGCUGCAGCAACAACACGCACAACAACAACUCCCGCUCCAGCAAAUCGUCACUCCACGUCUCCAACCGGACUCAACGCCAUCAACGCUUCAACGCAACACCCAGCUGCUCCGCACUCGUCUAUCGCACAAGCAACGCAUCAAAGAGUACCUCCGCCGUAGCACGUCACAAUUCUUCGGCGUAGACCUGGUCAACGAAGACUACGAGCAACAAAAGUGGGAAGAUCGCCAGAAACGACUCGCCAUCCGUCGCUUCGGCCCGCUCAAGGAUGAAGCCGUCGUCCACAGGGUGCACGAAGUGCACGCAGACGUCCUGAACGAGCACAACGACCGUCCGGACGUCCUCCCAGCCCAAAGCCAAGACGAACCAGAAACCGAACAAAACCGCCGUCAGCGGUUCAACCCGUACUAUCGCCACGACGGCACCGAUGGCUUCCAGGUCGAGCGGAAGCCAUCCGUGUCCCAAAUGGUCGCCAACGGCUUCGUCUUCGUCGUACAAAGCCUCCGCAAUCGGAUCCCUCGCCGACACAAUCAGUGGUCGCGCAGCUUUGCCCCGGCCCACGUUGCGCUCAACAACGACGACAACGAUCUGUGCGACGGGUUAACCCCCAUCCACGAUGACGAGCUGUUCUUCGACAUCCCAACGAUCGCAAACCAGCAGCAGCAGGUGCAAGAGCACGAACUGGGCGCAGACAACUCGCGUCAAAUCUACAUGGUAGACCCGAAUCGGGCCACGAUCAGCAACGGGUGGCGCACUCGCUCGGCGGAAAUUCAGCAGCAACGGGGAGGUCGCCCGAGAAACCCGCUCUAUCAGUACUACGGCCAACGAAUUACGGCGCACAUACUGGACAGCGUGCUGGACAACGCUCGGAGGCCAUCGAACCAUACGAUCAAGCUGUUGCGGCCAAACACUUUGGACGAUCGGUACGAUUACAGGCCGUUCUUUACGUACUGGGUGAAUACGACGCAGGUGUUGGUGCUGCUGCUGACGCUGCUGUGCUACGGAAUUGGGCCGAUCGGGAUCGGGUACGAGCAGAAGACGAGCCAGGUGCUGGUGACGAGCUUGAGCUUACAAACGGUGCACUACUACGACCAGCGCAACAUCUGGAUCGGGCCCCGACGGGACGAUCUGGUCCACGUGGGGGCCAAAUAUGCACCGUGCAUGCGCCGCGACACCCGGAUAAUGGACACCAUAACGAAAACGCGCAAACAGGAACGCGAAACGGCCUGCUGUAUACGAAAUGACGACUCCGGCUGUGUUCAAAGCUCGCAGGCGGACUGCUCCGUGCGGGGACUGUGGCCUACUACCAUUUCAACGUGGAAGAAGUGGUCCCCCGGGGAUUCCGGUCCUGGAGGACGGAUAUCGGGUAGCGUGUGCGGAUUGGAUCCCAAGUAUUGCGAGGCACCGGCUUCGAUAGCACCGCACGAGUGGCCCGACGAUAUCACCAAGUGGCCAAUCUGCCGGAAGAACAACCAGGGUUCGCAAAAGUUCCGCUUCAAAGACCAAACGGCGGAACACAUGGUUUGCGAGGUGAUUGGCCAUCCGUGCUGCGUGGGAAUCUCCGGAGAGUGUCGGAUCACCACCCGGGAGUAUUGUGAUUUCGUGCGAGGAUACUUCCAUGAGGAGGCCUCGCUGUGUUCACAGGUUUCUUGCUUGAACGAUGUGUGCGGGAUGUUUCCGUUCAUCGCAACGGACAUUGCGGAUCAGUUCUACCGGCUGUUUACGUCGCUGUACCUGCAUGCCGGCAUCGUGCACAUUGUGCUGACCUUUGCCUUUCAGCACUUUCUCCUGGCGGAUCUGGAGCGGCUGCUGGGAUCGCUGCGGACGGCCAUCCUGUACAUCGGGUCGGGCAUCGCGGGCAACCUGGCCAGCGCCAUAUUUGUACCAUACCGACCGGAGGUCGGUCCACUGCCAUCGCUAGCGGGCACGCUAUCCUCGCUGCUAACCCUGCUGGUUCUGUGCCACUGGCGCAAUCUAAAGCGUCCCCAUCUGGCCCUGCUCAAGCUGCUCGUCGUGGGCGUCCUGGUGUUCGGCAUGGGCACCCUGCCCUGGCAGCAAAACUUUACCGGCCUAGUGUCCGGGCUGAUCUUUGGCGUCACGUUCACGCUAGCGCUCACGCCAUUCGUCACCGUGAGGAAACACAGUCGGAAACGAAAGAUCAACCUAAUCUGGACCUGCUUCGUGCUUCAUUUCGUGCUGUACGCUUUUAUGUUCCUGGCCUUUUACCUUUUUGCGGCGCCAUUUUCGCUCAACUUUGUCGAUGGCAACCAGAUCGCCAGCGUCAACGACAACGGCAUCCUGCACGAUCACUUUGGUCCGUACGAUACGUUGCACUUUUACAACGGAAGGGUCGGCGAUAGCUCCAGCGGUGGGCCGGCGUCUUCCGGGGGAGGUGGCUCGAGCGGCGGAGGAGGUCAACUCAACGGACACAGGGAAUACGACCGCGGUGGAGGAGGAGGAUCCGGUCGAGGUGGUGGCGGUGCUAUCAGUAUGUCGGGUGGGACGGUUAAAAAUAUUAAUCCGAAAUACAAUAAUAUUCAUAGCAGCAGCAGCAGCAGCAGUAGCAACGCUAAUCAUAACACUAAAACCAAUAGCCAUACUAGUCAUAACAGCAAGGUAGCUAUAUGUGAGAAGGGACAGUGCAAUCCGCGUCCGAACGCAUGACGUCGUCGAAGUGUUUUAUAGGUUCUCCAAUCAUUGCUGUUGCAGCAGCAGAAGCAGCAGUUGGUUUACGUUUACGUUCUUUUUUUCAUUCACGGUCACGGAUUAUUGUAAUCGUUACACGAUAACGAAUAUAUACUGAUAUACUAUAUAUACUAAAGUGAAAAAAAUAAAAAGAACGCAGGUAA
Messenger RNA from Culex pipiens pallens (northern house mosquito), 6518 nucleotides. RefSeq names its product inactive rhomboid protein 1-like. Gene Ontology annotation, molecular function: serine-type endopeptidase activity. The record is from RefSeq and is a predicted model, not a curated record. Bases 439 to 6333 code for a protein of 1964 amino acids. Gene Ontology annotation, biological process: regulation of epidermal growth factor receptor signaling pathway; regulation of protein secretion. NCBI's taxonomy places the organism in Eukaryota, Metazoa, Arthropoda, Insecta, Diptera, Culicidae. The transcript is spliced from 11 exons. Gene Ontology annotation, cellular component: endoplasmic reticulum membrane.